AUGUCAACCCUGACCGAAAUUGCUUCGGAAGAAGCCUUCAAUAAUCAUGUCUCCUCCAUCCCUCCAUCCGCCCUCUUAGUUCUCUAUUUCCACACUCCCUGGGCUGCGCCGUGCACCCAAAUGCACACAGUGCUCUCCACCCUUGCGUCCACCUAUCCCGCCACUACUCCUCCCGGCAUCUCCUUUGUCAGCGUAAACGCUGAAGAGCUCCCAGAGAUCUCUGAAGAAUAUGGCGUUACGGCGGUCCCUUUUGUUGUCCUUGUCCGCGACGGCAAAACCCUCCAAGCUCUUUCCGGCUCCGACGCAGUCAAAGCCCGCGUCGCCAUCGAGCAGCAUGCUGGCGUGGAUGCAACAGGCAGCACUACCGGUGCGGAAAAGCAAUCCAUCCCUCCUCCUCUUCAUGCAGAACCAAGAAAAGAUAUCUCCACUUCCACUCCCAGUACCUCUGAUACCCCUCUCGCUACCACAAACGGUGCAGUCUCAGCCGCCGCCGACCCAUCGCUGCCGCCCACGAAAGACGAGCUCUUCGCCCGUCUCGAUGAGCUAGUAAAGGCCGCGCCAGUCAUGUUAUUUAUGAAGGGAACACCAAGUGCCCCGCAGUGCGGAUUUAGCAGGCAGCUCGUCGGCAUUCUUCGCGAAAAUGGUGUGAAAUAUGGCUUCUUCAAUAUUUUGGCUGACGAGGACGUGAGGCAGGGUUUGAAGGAGUAUGCCGAUUGGCCUACGUUCCCCCAGCUGUGGGUGAAGGGAGAAUUGGUGGGCGGACUUGAUAUUGUCAAGGAAGAAAUCGCCACAAAUCCAGACUUUUUCAAAGACUAUUCGGUAGCACCCCGAGCAUAA
This is a messenger RNA of Histoplasma capsulatum G186AR, 837 nucleotides long. RefSeq names its product monothiol glutaredoxin-4. The record is from RefSeq and is a predicted model, not a curated record. The transcript has 2 exons. Gene Ontology annotation, molecular function: 2 iron, 2 sulfur cluster binding. The coding region runs from base 1 to 837 and encodes 278 amino acids. Lineage: Eukaryota; Fungi; Ascomycota; Eurotiomycetes; Onygenales; Ajellomycetaceae.